AUGAGGGAGGAUGAGUAUGAAAGCCGGUCCGGAAGUGAUAACUUUGAACUCGAUGGAAUGUCUGGUGAUGAACAAGAUGGCGGUGAUGAUCAGCGUAAGAGGAAGAAGAGAUACCAUAGACAUACUCCUAAUCAAAUUCAAGAGCUUGAAAGUUUCUUCAAAGAGUGUCCUCAUCCUGAUGAGAAACAAAGGUUGGAUCUUAGUAGGAGACUUGGCUUGGAAAAUAAACAAGUCAAGUUCUGGUUUCAGAAUCGGCGAACACAAAUGAAGACUCAACUCGAAAGACAUGAGAACAUAAUGCUUAGGCAGGAAAAUGACAAGCUAAGAGGGGAGAAUAAUAUAAUGAAAGACGCAAUGGUAAAUCCAAUAUGUAACAACUGUGGUGGACCAGCGAUUCCCGGGCAGAUUUUGUUUGAAGAGCACCAGAUUAGAAUCGAAAAUGCCCGUCUAAAGGAUGAAUUGAACCGUAUAUGUGCCUUAACAAACAAGUUCCUUGGCAAACCAAUAUCAUCAAUGGCUAAUCCCAUGGCUCUAUCGGCCUCAAAUUCAGGUCUGGAACUUGGUAUUGGAAGGAAUGGUUAUGGUGGUGGUUCGAGCUCUCUUGGCCCGUCUUUACCAAUGGGGCUUGAUCUUGGAGAUUGUUCUGCAAUGCCUGGUAUUAGAUCACCAAUGGGAAUGAUGGGUAAUAGUAAUGACAUUCAGCUUGAGAGAUCGGUGCUUAUAGAUCUUGCAUUAGCUGCUAUGGAUGAACUAUUAAAGAUGGCUCAUGCAGAUUGUCCUAUUUGGAUUAAGGGUUUGGACGGAGAGAGGGACAUUUUGAAUCAAGAAGAGUAUGCAAGGUUUUCUUCUUGCAUUGGUCCGAAACCUCCUGGUUUUGUCGCUGAAGCUACGAGAGAAACCGGCAUUGUAAUAAUCAAUAGUUCAGCCCUUAUGGAAACUUUGAUGGACGCUAAUCGAUAUGCAGACAUGUUUCAGUCUAUGAUUGCUAGAUCCGUAAACCUUGAUGUUUUAUCUGGUGGCAUUGGUGGAACCAGAAAUGGUGCUAUACAUUUGAUGCAUGCUGAGGUUCAAUUACUUUCACCAUUAGUGCCGGUUCGUCAAGUGAGAAUACUUCGCUUCUGUAAGCAACAUGCAGAAGGUGUAUGGGCUGUGGUUGAUGUUUCUGUAGAGAUGGGUCAUGAUGCUAAUUCUCAACCAUUCAUUAGCUGUAGGAGACUUCCUUCAGGAUGUAUUGUGCAGGAUAUGCCAAAUGGUUAUUCCAAGGUAACUUGGAUUGAACAUUGGGAGUAUGAUGAGAGUGUUGUUCAUCAACUCUAUCGUCCGUUGCUUAUUUCCGGUAUUGGAUUCGGUGCUCAUAGAUGGAUCGCUACUCUCCAAAGGCAGUGUGAAGGUUUGGCUAUCCUCCUCUCGUCGUCCAUCUCAAGUGACGAUCACACAGCACUGAGCCAAGCUGGUAGAAGAAGCAUGUUGAAGCUCGCACAGCGCAUGACGAAUAAUUUUUGUUCCGGGGUUUGUGCUUCUUCUGCGAGGAAGUGGGACAGCCUUCAAAUGGGGACCCUGAGUGACGACAUGAGAGUUAUGACUAGGAAAAAUGUUGAUGACCCUGGCGAGCCUCCCGGUAUUGUGCUCAGCGCUGCAACGUCUGUUUGGAUGCCUGUUUCACGACAAAGAUUAUUUGAUUUUCUGCGUGAUGAACGACUUAGAAGCGAGUGGGACAUUUUGUCAAACGGUGGACCAAUGCAAGAAAUGGUUCACAUUGCCAAAGGUCAAGGACAAGGAAAUUGUGUUUCUCUCCUUCGUGCUAAUGCCGUUAAUGCAAACGAUAGCAGCAUGUUGAUUUUGCAAGAGACAUGGAUGGAUACAUCGUGUUCCGUGGUGGUGUAUGCACCGGUUGACGCACAAUCAUUGAAUGUGGUAAUGAGCGGUGGUGAUUCUGCGUAUGUUGCACUCUUGCCUUCAGGUUUUGCCAUUGUUCCUGAUGGCAAUAAUUCCUCUAGCUAUGGUGCAUCAAAUGAAACUUCACAAAAAGGCGGUGGAGGCGACAAUGGUGGAAGUUUGCUAACAGUCGGGUUCCAAAUUCUAGUCAAUAGUCUUCCAACUGCAAAACUCACAAUGGAAUCGGUGGACACCGUGAAUAAUCUCAUCUCAUGCACCAUUCAGAAGAUCAAAGCCGCACUUAGAGUUGCAUAA
Messenger RNA from Vicia faba (fava bean), 2190 nucleotides. The record is from the annotation of a GenBank genome assembly. Lineage: Eukaryota; Viridiplantae; Streptophyta; Magnoliopsida; Fabales; Fabaceae.